AUGGCCGACGUCGCCCCCAAAAUCCUCAAGCAAGUGGAAUUCUACUUUAGCGAUUCGAAUCUCCCAUUCGACAAGUUUUUGUGGACUUUGAAGGAAAAGAACAGCGAGGGCUGGGUGCCUCUUGCCACCAUUGCCGGCUUUAAGAAAAUGAAAAUGUUGACUGAGGACUUGCCCACUGUCGUUGCUGCUAUCCGUGAUCAGCCUUCCGAGCUUGUUGAACUUGACGAGAGUGGUGAAAACAUUCGACGCAAAACGCCUGUUGUUAAGCAAAACAUGGUGGAGCGUUCCAUUUACGCUAAAGGUUUCCCAUUGUUGGAUGAAAACGUCGAGAAUCCCAAGGAGGUCCUUUUACAGUUGCAAGAUAAGAUUGAUGAGCUCUUUUCCCAACAUGGCAAGGUGUUGUCUGUGCGUCUUCGCAAGACCGAUGAAAAGUCCCCAAAGUUCAAGGGCAGUGCCUUUAUCGAAUUCAGCACACCUGAAGAAGCCAAGGAUAUUGUUUCCAAGGGAUUGCAAUUCGAAGGAAAGGAUCUCUUGCUCAAGACCAAGAAGCAAUACUUGGAUGAAAAGUCUGAAUUGUACAAGGAUGCACCAAGAACUUACAAGAAGCGCAAAUUCAAUGCAUUCUUUGAUAACGGCAAAUCCCAACAGCAAGGCGACAAAAAGAAACCUAACAACAAGAAAAAGGAUCAACCAAAGUUCAACAACCGAUUGAUGACAUUCGAGGGUGCAAAGGAUCUUGAUGCUGAUGCCAUCAAGGAAAUUGUUGGCAAGGACGAUGUUGCAUCCGUUACCUUUUCUGGAGAAGGUGCUGGUUACAUUGAAUUGAACGAGGGCAAGCUUAGCAGAGAGAAGACUUUCGCUCUUCGGGAUAAGUCCAAGGAGGAAGUCAAGAACAUCAACUUUAGAUACGCUGACGGUGAAACUUCUCAAGCCUAUGCAAACUUGGGCAAGUCCGAUCCUAAGAUUGGCGAGAAGCGCAAGGCUGAAGAUGAGGAGCAGUAA
Molecule: messenger RNA, 1002 nt
Organism: Lichtheimia ornata
Lineage: Eukaryota; Fungi; Mucoromycota; Mucoromycetes; Mucorales; Lichtheimiaceae
Exons: 6
Coding region: 1-1002 (333 amino acids)
Biological process (GO): RNA processing
Cellular component (GO): nucleus
Molecular function (GO): mRNA binding
Source: RefSeq, a predicted model, not a curated record